Messenger RNA from Hermetia illucens (black soldier fly), 915 nucleotides. Its product is annotated as tigger transposable element-derived protein 6-like. NCBI's taxonomy places the organism in Eukaryota, Metazoa, Arthropoda, Insecta, Diptera, Stratiomyidae. Gene Ontology annotation, cellular component: nucleus. The transcript has 3 exons. Bases 1 to 915 code for a protein of 304 amino acids. The record is from RefSeq and is a predicted model, not a curated record. Gene Ontology annotation, molecular function: DNA binding.
AUGGUGCAUGUUACGAUGUUGACCGAGCUGUUUCAAUUUGUUUGCUGUGACAUUGAACAAGAACUGUGGCGCUGGCAGAAACGUGGGGGAAUAUCCUUGAAAAAAAUUCAUGGAGGAGCUGCAUCUGCCGAUUCGGAAAGUGCAAAUAAUUUCAUCACACUUUUCCCGAAUUUGAUUGAAGGCUACAAAUCAUCAGAUAUAUUUAACGCCGACGAGAGUGGUCUGUUUUUUAAAGCUUUACCGGUAUCAACCCUAAGCAGAAAAGAAAGUCAUAAUAAUGGAUUUAAAUCGUCAAAAGAUCGUUUAACUUUGCUUUUCAUAUGUAAUGCCACCGGUGAUUAUAAAAAAGUAACUAUCAUAGGUAAACCGAAAAAUCCGAAAAAUAAAAUUGUGCCUCUUAAAUACUAUCCCCAUCAAAAAGCGUGGAUGACGAGGGAAAUCUGGGAAAGUAUUCUAAUCUCUCUAGACGAGGAGAUGGCCAAACAAAACCGUAAGAUUAUUCUGUUCGUGGAUAAUGCUGCAUCUCACAAAACAACAAAAAUUCUGAAAAACAUUAAUAUUCAGUAUCUACCGGCCAAUGCUACCUCCUUGAUCCAACCAUUGGAUCAAGGGAUAAUACACUCUUUUAAAGCGUAUUAUAGGCAAAUUAUAAUACGAAAACAGAUUUCUGCUAUUGAAAGUGGAAAGACUAUUGGACAAUUUGCGAAAUCUAUAAAUAUUUUUAAUGCAUUGCAUAUAAUUAAACAUGCUUGGUGGUUAGUCAGACCAUUGUCUAUAACAAGGUGUUUCCAAAAGGCUAAAUUCAUUUCCGAAUGUGACGCAGCACCAUCUGCAGAAAAUGAGCAGGAGGAUAUCACGGAAACCAUCAGUGACUUAUCAGGGGAUGAAUUCGACAACCAACUACAUCCGUUGUGA